This is a messenger RNA of Peronospora matthiolae, 177 nucleotides long. Lineage: Eukaryota; Oomycota; Peronosporomycetes; Peronosporales; Peronosporaceae. The record is from the annotation of a GenBank genome assembly.
AUGGUGGAGAUUAUCGUGACCCACCGCGAAGUGAAUGGCGUCCGGACGGGUUACCUCGUCCGCUGGCGUGGCUAUCCACCGGUCUGGGACAGCUGGGUGCCUGGCGCCCAGCUGAUUGCUAAUUUUCUGGGUCUUGUCGAUCGAUAUGACGAGGCCAAUCCGCUGCCUUUAAGGUAG